GCCAGGCGGUGGCCGACCGGCCGGCCGGGAGGGAGGGAUGCCGGGACUGGGGAGCGGGGUCCCCCUGGGGGACGGGAAUCAUCCCUGAAGACCGGGGGAGGGGGCCAGGCAUCAGCAGCAUCCAGGCUCCCUCCUGCAUCCCUCCUGCAUCAGCACCACCAGCAGGAGCAGCAGCGCCGCCUCCCCCGCCUGCUGCAAAGGCAGGAUCCAAUUCUGUUCCUUCCUGAGGAGCCCCCCGGGCGCCCCUCCCCACUCCUCUUGGCAUGAUGAUGUGCGAAGUGAUGCCGACCAUCAACGAGGACAACCGUCGUGGCUCGGCCUACGGGUCCGACGACGCCAACUUCGAGCAGCUCAUGGUCAACAUGCUGAAUGAGCGCGAGCGGCUGCUGGAGACCUUGCGGGACACGCAGGAGAGCCUGGCCACCUCACAGCUCCGCCUGCGUGAACUGGGCCACGAGAAAGAGUCCCUGCAGCGCCAGCUCAACAUUGCUCUCCCCCAGGAAUUUGCAGCCCUCACUAAAGAGCUGAACUUGUGUCGGGAGCAACUGUCGGAGCGCGAGGAGGAGAUCUCGGAACUGAAGGCAGAACGUAACAACACACGGCUGCUGCUAGAACACCUGGAAUGCCUUGUAUCGCGACACGAACGCUCCCUCCGCAUGACGGUGGUGAAGCGCCAGGCCCAGUCACCGGCUGGGGUCUCCAGCGAGGUGGAGGUGCUGAAGGCCCUCAAGUCUCUCUUUGAACAUCACAAGGCCCUGGAUGAGAAGGUUCGGGAACGGCUGCGAGUGGCGUUAGAGCGGGUUGCCGUAUUGGAGGAGGAGCUGGAAAUGUCCAAUCAGGAGUCUCUUUCCCUUCGAGAACAACUUGCCCGACGACGAUCUGGCUUAGAUGAUCCCAGCAAAGAGGGAGAUGUCCAGAUUUGUGCCAACGGAUCAGGCUCCCUCGACUUGGGGCGUGGUGGUCGGGAAUCCGAGCUAGAAGAGGUCUUGGAGCGCCAGCGAGGGGAGUUGUCCCAGCUGAAGGAGCGGCUUACCAUGCUUUGCCGGCAGAUGGCAGAGCUCGAAGAAGAGCUGGCCACGGCCCAGCGGGACCUCAUCAAGUCUGAAGAGAUCAACGCCAAGCUGCAGCGGGACCUCAAGGAGGCGCUAGCCCAGCGGGAGGACAUGGAGGAGCGGAUCACCACUCUGGAGAAACGCUACCUGAGUGCUCAGAGGGAGGCAACUUCUCUUCAUGACGUCAAUGACAAGCUGGAGAAUGAGCUGGCCAGCAAGGAAUCCCUGUACAGACAAAGUGAAGAGAAGAACAGGCAGCUACAAGACUGGCUGGAAGACGCCAAGCAGAAACUUCAGCAGACCCUUCAGAAGGCCGAGACCUUACCCGAGAUAGAGGCCCAGCUGGCCCAGCGGGUGGCUGCCCUCAACAAGGCAGAGGAGCGCCAUGGGAAUUUCGAGGAGCGCUUGCGUCAGCUGGAGGCCCAGCUGGAAGAGAAAAACCAGGAGCUCCAACGGGCACGCCAAAGAGAGAAGAUGAACGAUGAACACAACAAGCGCCUCUCGGAAACGGUUGACAAGCUGCUCUCGGAAUCCAACGAGCGUCUCCAGUUGCACCUCAAGGAACGGAUGGGGGCCCUGGAGGAGAAGAACACCUUGAGUGAGGAAAUUGCCAACAUGAAGAAGGUUCAGGAUGAGCUACUGGCAAGCAAGGAGCAGCUGCUGGCUGAGAUUGAGAGGAUGCAAAUGGAGAUAGACCAGUUACGCGGACGCCCAGUCUCCACCUACUCCCGGUCUCUACCGGGCAGCGCGCUGGAGCUGCGUUACUCCCAGGCACCCACGCUGCCCGUGGGGGCCCACGUGGACCAUUACAGCAGUGCUGGCGUGGCAAGACGUUCAAAGAAAGGUCGCUGGACCGUCAAGGAUGAAGCCACCAAGGUGGUGUCCUCACAGGAGUGGGAGCGAGCCCAGCAGGCAGCUGGGGGUCCUUUUGACGGUGGGUUGGACGGCUCAGAUGAAGAUGAGCACGACCCCCUGUUCAGCUCAGCUGACCUGCUGUCCCCCAGUGGGCAGGCUGAUGUGCAAACCUUAGCCAUUAUGCUACAAGAGCAGCUGGAAGCCAUCAACAAAGAGAUCAAACUUAUCCAGGAGGAAAAGGAAUCCACAGAACAGCGGGCAGAGGAAAUUGAGAGCCGGGUAACCAGCGCCAGCUUGGAUGGAUCCCUGGGCCGCUACCGCUCAGGCACUUCCAUUCCUCCCUCUGUCACCAGCUCCACUCUGGCCAGCCCGUCUCCCCCCAGCAGCGGCCAUUCUACUCCUCGCCUGGCACCCCACAGCCCUGCUCGUGAUGGAGAAAAAAUGCAGAACCACAUUGCCAAGGAAGAGGGGCGAGGGUCCGAGGAGAAGGCCCUGGCACUGUGCGAGCCCCCAGCUCCCUCCACCCCCCGCACGAUGCGUCUAGAGCGCAUGACCCAAGCCUUAGCCCUGCAGGCUGGAACGCUGGAAGACGGAAGGGACUUGAGGUCCAGCAUGGGGACAGAUGGCACCAACAGCAGCCAGGACUCCCUACACAAAUCCACCAAGAAGAAGAGCAUCAAGUCCUCCAUCGGGCGACUCUUUGGCAAGAAGGAGAAAGGGAGGAUGGGGCAGUUGGGCCGUGAGUCCCCCUCGCUUGCUGGGACACCCUCAGAUGAGAUGUCGCCUGCAGACCCCCUGGGCCUUUCCAAGCUGUCGGGACCUGUGGACAAGGACCGUAGGAACAAAAAGAAGCAUGAGCUGCUAGAGGAAGCUUGCCGCCAAGGCUUGCCUUUCGCUGCGUGGGACGGGCCCACUGUGGUCUCGUGGUUGGAGCUGUGGGUUGGCAUGCCGGCCUGGUACGUGGCUGCCUGCCGUGCCAACGUCAAGAGCGGUGCCAUCAUGGCCAACUUGUCGGACACCGAAAUCCAGCGGGAAAUUGGCAUCAGCAAUCCCUUGCACCGGCUCAAGCUGCGCCUCGCCAUCCAGGAGAUGGUGUCGCUGACCAGCCCCUCUGCCCCCGCUACAUCACGUACAUCUACUGGAAAUGUGUGGAUGACACAUGAAGAGAUGGAGUCUCUCACGGCCACCACAAAGCCAGAGACAAAGGAAAUCAGCUGGGAGCAGAUCCUGGCAUACGGCGACAUGAACCACGAGUGGGUGGGGAAUGACUGGCUGCCCAGCUUGGGCUUGCCCCAGUACCGCAGCUAUUUCAUGGAGUCAUUAGUUGAUGCCCGGAUGCUGGACCACCUCAACAAAAAAGAACUGCGGGGUCAGCUCAAAAUGGUCGACAGCUUCCCCAGGGUGAGCCUCCAUUAUGGGAUUAUGUGCCUGAAGCGUCUCAACUAUGACCGGAAGGAACUAGAAAGAAGACGGGAAGAGAGUCAAAACCAAAUUAAAGAUGUGAUGGUCUGGUCCAACGAGCGUGUGAUGUGCUGGGUGCAAAUGAUUGGGUUGAAAGAGUUCGCCAACAACCUGGUGGAGAGUGGGGUGCACGGAGCCCUUCUUGCCCUGGAUGACACCUUCGAUUGCAAUGAUUUGGCCCUGCUGCUGCAGAUCCCUACCCAGAACACGCAGGCUCGGCAGAUCUUGGAAAAAGAAUUUGGGAACCUCAUCACCAUGGGAACAGACCGGCGGCUGGAUGAGGACAGUGCCAAGACCUUCAGUCGUUCCCCAUCUUGGCGGAAGAUGUUCCGGGAGAAGGACCUCCGCGGCGUCAGCCCUGACUCGGCCGAGAUGCUGCCAGCCAAUUUCCGCACAGCCUCCGUGGCCUCCAUUACCUCACCCGGGGUGCAGCUUCGUAAGAUGCAGCCAGAGGGGAACUCAUUAGGUAGCCAACGGGCAGACAGUAUGUCAGUGCGAACAUACUCCUGUUAAUGCCAAGACGACGGAGACGCUGUCCUGGGUGUGUCUGGCCACCCUGCCUUGGACAGGAGGACUCCUCGCUGCUGCUGCCCCUCCUUCCUCAUCAUGUGCUCCAAUCCGGACUGUGAGGAGCUGCCGCUGCUGCCGCCACCACUGCUCCUGCCACUGCUGCUGUUGUAAAGAAGGAGUACGGGAGCAUAUGGGGAUGCUGGAGAGAGAGAGAGAGCUCCUCCCC
This is a messenger RNA of Elgaria multicarinata webbii, 4104 nucleotides long. It is a transcript of the gene PPFIA3, whose product is annotated as PTPRF interacting protein alpha 3. Gene Ontology annotation, molecular function: protein binding. Bases 264 to 3881 code for a protein of 1205 amino acids. Gene Ontology annotation, biological process: synapse organization. The record is from RefSeq and is a predicted model, not a curated record. Gene Ontology annotation, cellular component: presynaptic active zone. The transcript has 31 exons. NCBI's taxonomy places the organism in Eukaryota, Metazoa, Chordata, Lepidosauria, Squamata, Anguidae.